AUGGCUACCCCUAGUGUCCUAGCUUUUGACGCUGAGGGUCGGGCCAUUGAUUUUGAGGUCUGGUUAGACGACCUGCAGCUGUUCUUACAGUGCGACAGGGCUGACGACCUUUCUCUCUUUGAUCUCACCUCUGGCGCCUCUCCUGCUUCUGCUGCUGAUGCUGAUCCUGCUGUCCGCUCUAAGUGGGCCACCCGCGAUGCUGCUGCACGUCUUGCUGUGCGUCGCCACCUCCCUACCUCUGAGCGUGCGCACUUCAGUCAGUACAAGAGUGCUCAGACCUUGUACGACGCUGUGGUUGCGCGCUACUCCUCCUCUGCCACUACUGCACUGAGCCGUCUCAUGCUUCCCUACCUCUUUCCUGACCUCUCUGCCUUUCCCACUGUCGCUGACCUCAUUACGCACCUCCGCACUAGUGACACUCGCUACCGCGCCGCCCUUCCUGCUGAGUUCUGCGCUAAGAACCCCCCCCCCAUGUUCAUCGCUCUCUACUACGUAGUCGCGCGCCUCCCUGACUCCCUUCGAGUCGUCAGGGACCACUUUCUCGCAGUCUGUCCCACCACCCUCACCGUCGACCUCCUCGAGAAGGCCCUCUUCGCAGCGGAGAAGAGCAUCGUCGCUGUAGGUGCUUCUCGUGGUGACCCUCGCACCCCCAUCUUUGAGGGGUGCUCUCCUUCCCCCUUGCUGCCCUCUGUUGCCUCUGCUGCUGCUGCUGCCGACCUGCUUGGUCUUGAGUCGGUCGGCGCGGCGUCUGCCCCUAGUGGGAGACGUCGCUCCAGCAAGGGCAAGGGGGGCAAGGGCGCGGGUGGAGCUGGAGGGGGCGGUGGCGGUAGCGGCGGUGGCGGCGGAGGGAGUGGGGGUGGCGGCGGGACUAGUGGCGGGGGUGGUGGUGGUGGUGGCAGCAGCGGCGGAGACGGUGGUGGUGGUGCCAGCGGCGGUGGUGGAGGCAGCGGCGGAGGUGGAGGCGGCGGAGGUGGAGGCGGUGGAGGCGGCAGCGGAGGAGGCAGUGGUGGUGGAGGGGGUGGAUCUGGUCGGGGUGGUACCCAGCAGCGUAGCGGCGGUGGUGGUGGCCAGCGCUCGCAGCGGCAGCAGCAGCAGCGCUCGCGGGACAUCCCUUCGCCUCAGCAGCUUCGUGAGUGGUACGCUGGGCGUCAGAGGGGUGGGGGUACUGGUCCCUGCACCUACGUUCUUCGUUCCGGCGACCGCGCGGCGAUCUUUGAUCUUGAUUUUGAUGCUAUCCUUACUGCUAUGUAUGUUGUGGAUUAUAGUGAGGAGAAUGAGGGUUACCGCUGUUUCCAGCCCGACCCGGGCAUUGGUGCUGCUGCUCUAGGUGCCAGUGCGUCUGCGCUCUCAGGUACUGGUGAGACUGCGCUCUCAGGUACUGAGUCGUCCUCGUCCUCCCUCACUUUCACACUUGACUCCGGAGCUUCUCGCUCCUUCUUUCGAGACCGCACUACCCUUACGCCGCUUGGCCGGCCGGUUGCAGUCUCCCUUGCUGACCCCUCUGGGGGUCCUGUCCUGUCUCACUUCUCCACUGUCCUCCCGUGUCCGGCUGCCCCUUCGGGCACCCUGUCGGGUCUGUACCUUCCCUCGUUCUCUACGAACUUGGUGAGUGGAGCGGACCUGCAGGAUGUGGGUGUUCACCAGUUCACUCCUGCGAGUCAGCGGGUGACCCACUGCACGGAGGCACGCACAGGCCGAGACCUGGCCACGUUCUCGCGUCGGCCGAGGUUGAGUCUCUACACCCUGACCGUUGAGUCUCCUCCUGUCCCUGCGUCUGGUCAGGUGGCUGCGUCGGGUCAGGUACUUGCUGCUGCGUCCCGGUCAGGUCCUGAUUCUGCCCCCUGUUCUUGUCGCCUCCUGACUCACGAGACUCUCCUGUGGCACCACCGUCUUGGCCACCCCUCCUUGCCCCGUCUUCAGAGCAUGGCUUCCCGUGUCCUUGUCUCUGGUCUUCCCCAGUCUCUCCCUCCUCUCCCCUCCGGGCCAGGACCUUCCUGUGUCCCCUGUGUCGAGGGUCGCCUCCGGGCUACUCCUCACUCCUCCCACUUCCCCCCGACAGAGGCUCCCCUGCAGACGCUUCACAUGGAUGUGUGGGGCCCAGCCCCCGUCCGUGGGCAGGGUUACGAGCGCUACUUCCUGUUGGUGGUUGACGACUACUCGCGUUACACCACAGUCCUCCCCUUGCGCAGCAAGGGUGCGGUCACUGAGGUGCUGAUUGACUGGAUCCGCGAGGCUCGUCUCCAGCUCAGGAUGAGCUUCGGCUCGGACUUUCCUGUUCUGCGUCUGCACUCUGACAGAGGCGGAGAGUUCUCUUCUCGCCUUCUGCGAGACUACUGUCGUGCACGGGGGAUCCGCCAGACCUUCACGCUUCCGGACUCACCACAGCAAAAUGGGAUUGCUGAGCGCCGCAUUGGCAUGGUCAUGGAUGUCGCUCGUACGUCCAUGAUGCAUGCGGCUGCCCCCCAUUUUCUGUGGCCGUUUGCGGUGAGGUACGCGGCGCAUCAGCUCAACCUUCACCCCCGGGUCUCUCGGCCUGCGAUGUCCCCAGUCUUGCUGUGGACGGGGAAGGUUGGCGAUGCGUCUGUGUUCCGUGUCUGGGGAUCUCGGGCGUUUGUCCGCGACUUGUCUGCGGACAAGCUGUCCCCUCGUGCUGCUCCCUGUGUCUUCCUUGGCUUCCCCACUGACGCCCCAAAGUGGCAGUUUUACCACCCCUCCUCUCGUCGUGUUCUGUCCUCCCAGGACGUCACGUUCGACAAGUCAAUCCCCUUCUACCGUCUCUUCCCCUACCGCACUCCUUCCCUCCCCCCUCCCCCGGACUUCCUUGUGCCGGUUCCCCCCCCGGUAGACCCCCUCCCCCCUCAGGUUCCUGCCCCCUCACGUGUGUCCCAGGUAGACGCCGUUGACCCGGUCGAGGUUACUGGUGACUCUGGUGCUGCUGCGGGUGCUGAGCCUGGGGGUGCUGACUCUGGGGGUACUGUGCGCGGGGGUGCUGAGCCUGGGGGUGCUACUGCUGGGGGUGCUGGGCCUGAGGGUGCUACUGCGGUGGGUGCGGAGCCUGGGGGUGCUGAGCCGGGGGGUGCUGUGCCUGGAGGUGCUGGGUCUGGGGGUGCUGAGCUGGGAGCUGCUGAGCCUGGGGGUGCUGCGUCUGGAGCUGCUGAGCCUGGGGUUUCUCCUGCUGCUGCGUCUCGCCGGGAGCCCCUCUCUCCACAGGAGCUGCGCGAGUGGUUCGCUCGCCGCUGGAGGCGUGCUGCUGAGUCUGGAGGUGCCGCUGGAGCUGGAGCUGGAGCUUCUUCGACCGUCGAGGGUGCGGGUGCUGACGGUCCCGGAGCUGCUGGACCUGCGGGUCCUCCUGGAGCUGGAGCUGCUGAGGGCGUUCGUGCUGAGCCUACUGCUGUUGGUCCUGCCGCUGAAGGUGUGGGUGGUGCUGGUGCUGUCGCUGAGGGUGCUGGUGCUGUCCCUGCUGAGUCUGGAGCCGCCGCGCGGCCUCGGCCGUACUUCGUUCCGCUCCUGCAGCAGGUUCUUGGUCUUUCUCCUCCGGUAGAGGGUCCACCGCCUGUCCAGUCGCAGUCCCUGCUGGAGCCUUCCUCUCCACUGCCUGCUCCCUCUCCUUACACUGGUCCUACUGGAGGUCUUGCUGAGCGUCGUGAGCCUGCGUCUCGUCCCGCGUUGCCUGUUCGUGCUGCUCGCGCUAGUGGUCGCAAUUCGCGUCAGCGUCCUCCUCCUGUCCCUGGCACGCAUCGGAUGUCUCUGCGUCCGUCCACUGCUCCUCUGCGUGCCCCUUUGCCUUCUCCUCCUAAGUCCUCUCUUCCUGCGCUUGCCGACCCUGAGUCGGACUCUCUUCGCGCUGCGAGUCCUACUGUCACGCGUCUGCUUGCUACUGUCGUCACUGACCCCUCUUUUGAGUCCACUGCUGCGUCUGCUCUAGUCGCUGAGCUCGUUGACUUUGCUGCUCGCUGUCGUCUCGACUACGCUGCUAGUCUUAUUGCUGAGUUUGCGUCUGUCUGUCCUCCGUCCGUCGGGGGUGAGUGUGCUCUUGGCACGGACGUCCUAGAGGACAGGCAGGAGGAGUUACAGUGUCUAGCGGCUGCUUCACCUCAUCUCGCGUCUGUACUGCUUGCCCCUGAGGGAGACCCGGAUGCACUAGACAUCCCGACUCCGCGUUCUUACGCGGAGGCCGUAGAGGGUCCCUACUCCUCUCAGUGGCAGGCAGCUAUGGAUGCAGAGAUGGCUUCCUGGAAGUCCACAGGCACCUACGUUGACGCGGUUCCCCCUCCUGGGGCGAACAUCGUCAGUGGCAUGUGGAUCUUCAGGGUGAAGCGGCCGCCGGGCUCUCCACCUGUCUUCAAGGCACGGUACGUUGCUUGUGGCUUCAGUCAGCGGCAGGGAGUUGACUACUUUCAGACCUUCUCUCCCACCCCGAAGAUGACUACUCUUCGGGUGCUGCUGCACAUAGCCGCUCAGCGCGACUACGAGCUUCACUCUCUCGACUUCAGCACUGCGUUCUUGCAGGGUAGCCUGCACGAGGAGAUCUGGCUUCGCCGUCCACCUGGCUUCACUGGGACUUUCCCUCCUGGCACCCAGUGGAGCCUCCGACGGCCAGUCUACGGUCUCCGCCAGGCACCGCGUGAGUGGCACGACACACUGAGGACUACGCUUGCGGCUCUUGGGUUUGCUCCUUCUACUGCUGACCCGUCGCUGUUUCUUCGCACCGACACUUCCCUGCCGGCGUUCUACAUCCUCGUGUACGUCGACGACUUGGUCUUUGCCACUGCUGACACUGCUGGACUCGCCUACGUGAACUACCUUGGCUUGCAGAUCACUCGGGACAGAGCACGCCGCACCAUUACCUUGACUCAGUCACACAUGGUGCAGCAGGUCCUUCAGCGCUUCGGCUUCACGUACUCCUCGCCUCAGGCCACUCCUCUGCCUACUCGCCACUCACUCUCAGCUCUGCCUUCGGAUGAGUCCGUAGAGUCGAGUGGUCCGUAUGCAGAGCUUGUUGGCUGCCUCAUGUACCUGAUGACCUGCACACGACCUGACCUUGCAUACCCUCUGAGCAUUCUUGCACGCUAUGUUGCUCCUGGGAGACACAUACCGGAGCACAUGGCUGCAGCGAAGAGGGUAUUGCGCUACCUGUGCAGUACGUCGGGCAUGGGGCUAGUGCUUGGAGGGCGGAGUCCAGUGGUCCUUACCGGCCACGCAGACGCUUCUUGGGCUGACGACCAGGCUACGCAGCGGUCGUCACAGGGUUACACCUUCUGCCUUGGUUCCGGCUCUGUCUUGUGGCGGUCUACUCGCUCGUCUUCGGUUCUCGGCUCCAGUUGUGAGGCUGAGAUCUACGCAGGGGCCAUGGCUGCACAGGAGCUUCGCUGGCUCACCUACCUGCUGACUGACCUUGGAGAGCCGCCUCGUUCUCCUCCAGUGUUGUACGUAGACAACAAGGCUAUGCUGGCCUUGUGUCGAGAGCAGCGCUUGGAGCACAGAACGAAGCACAUUGCUCUCCGCUACUUCCUUGCUCGUGAGCUGCAGCAGCGUGGUCAGUUGCGACUUGCGUACGUGGCCUCUGAGGCCAACACUGCUGAUGUGUUCACCAAGGCACUCGCGCCUUGUGACCAUCAGCGCUUUUGCACCCAGCUGGGUCUUGUGCCUGUCUUGCCUCACUUGCUCUCCUCUUGA
This is a messenger RNA of Closterium sp. NIES-65, 5676 nucleotides long. The record is from the annotation of a GenBank genome assembly. Lineage: Eukaryota; Viridiplantae; Streptophyta; Zygnematophyceae; Desmidiales; Closteriaceae.